AUGCCUGGUAUCGACCCGAACAUCAUAUGUCACCGACUCUACGUCAACCCUGCCUGCAAACCAGUGGCGCAGAAGAGGCGCAACUUCGCACCCGAGCGGGUCGCCAUCAUCGAAGCCGAGAUUGAUAAACUCCUAGCCGCUGGCUUCAUUGAAGAGGUCUCCUACUCGGAGUGGCUCGCUAAUGUUGUUCUGGUGGCAAAACAAGAGAAGGGAAAGUGGAGAGUUUGCGUCGAUUACACCGACCUCAACAAAGCGUGCCCAAAAGACAACUUCCCAUUGCCAAGAAUCGACCAACUAGUGGAUUCCACUUCUGGCAAUCAGCUACUCAGCUUCAUGGACGCCUACUCCGGCUACAACCAAAUCUUGAUGCACGAGGAUGACAAGGCGAAAACUUCUUUCAUCAUCGAGAGAGGGACCUACUGCUACAAGGUCAUGCCUUUUGGGCUGAAAAACGCCGGAGCAACCUACCAAAGACUGGUGAACAAAAUCUUCAAGGAGCAGAUCGGCAAAACUAUGGAGGUGUACGUGGACGACAUGCUGGUCAAGGCCCCAAAACGUGCAGAUCACCUCAAAAACCUCGCUGAGGCAUUCAGCCUGCUCCGCCAGUAUCGCAUGAAGUUGAACCCAAGUAAAUGCACAUUUGGUGUAUCCUCCGGCCGAUUCUUGGGAUACUUAGUCACACAACGAGGUAUCGAGGCACACCCACGUCAGAUCAAAGCUAUUCUAGAGAUGAAGUCGCCUUCCACAGUGAAGGAAAUACAAAGUCUGACGGGCAGAGCAGCGGCCCUCAACCGGUUCCUCUCAAGAUCAACCGACAAGUGCAAACCAUUCUUCAAAGCUUUGAAGAAAGGACAAAGAGACAAAUGGGAUGAGGAGUGCGAAGUAGCUUUCCAGAGUCUCAAGGCUUAUCUCACUUCACCUCCCCUGCUUUCAAAGCCAGUCCCUGGUGAGGACUUGUUCGUGUACCUGGCAGUGUCCAACUCAGCUGUCAGCUCAGCUCUCAUCAGAGAAGAGCUGGGGGCCCAACAUCCGGUAUUCUACACGUCAAAAGCUCUCCUCGAUGCAGAGACUCGUUACCCAAAAUUGGAGAAACUCAUUUUGGCUCUUGUAGUUUCUGCGAGAAAGCUACGACCCUACUACCAAGCUCAUCGAGUCAUCGUCAUGACCGACUUUCCUUUGAGAUCAAUCCUUCAUAGCCCUGAUGCCUCUCAACGACUCAUGAAGUGGGCUAUAGAGCUAAGCCAAUAUGACCUCAUCUACCGGCCAAAAGCUGCAAUAAAAGCCCAGGUUUUAGCUGACUUCGUAGCGGAGUUCACCCCAUCGGCCGAAGAAGAGAAAAUGGUCAACGAAAAGAAGGAAAGUUCAAAAGCAGACAGGACCCCCGCUGAACCUAGUCAACCUAGAGACACGUGGCAGUUGCGGGUAGAUGGAGCGUCAAACCAGAAAGGAGCUGGAGCGGGUGUCGUCAUCAUCACCCCAGACGGAACCUUGUUGGAGCAAGCUAUCACGCUUGGAUUCCCGGCCUCGAACAACGAGGCAGAAUACGAGGCAUUGCUCGCCGGCCUGCGCUUGGCAAAGGAACUCACUGAUAAUGGCUCACAGUUCAUUGGCAAGCAUAUCACCGCCUUCUUUGCGAAAUACAAGAUCAAACAACACCUGUCAACUCCGAGGUAUCCACAAGGAAAUGGGCAGGCCGAGGCAUCCAACAAAGUCAUAUUGGACUGCUUGAAGAAAAGGCUAGAAGGCGCCGAAGGAAAAUGGGUGGAUGAACUCCCUGGAGUACUAUGGGCUUAUCGCACCACCAAGCGAAGGUCAACUGGUGAAACCCCAUUCUCCCUCGCCUAUGGGACGGAAGCAAUCAUCCCUCCUCACAUCACAGUCCCCUCUAUAAACCUCGAGGUGGGCAGUGUUGACCAGAACUCCAAGCAAAUGAGGCUCAACCUUGACCUACUUGAGGGCGAACGUGAGAAGACCAUUAUCCGAGUCGCCUCCUACCAGCAGCAGUUGAAGUCGUACUACGACAAAAGAGCUAAGGUCAGACAGUUUCAACCAGGCGACCUCGUGCUAAGAAAGGCUUUCAUCACCGCACCAAGACAAGGGUCGAAAAAGAUGAAUCCCAACUGGGAAGGCCCUUAUGUGAUCAGCCGGUCCGGGGGCAGAGGAAGCUACACAUUGGACACCAUGGAUGGGAAGCAAAUACCACGACAAUGGAAUGUUCACCAUCUCCGAAAUUUCUCAUUCCAAAAUGUCUUAUCUGCCUACAAAACACAAGCAGUUGCCCAUAAGCAGCGUCCUAAGGGAGACGCAGGGCGACGACCAAAGCGUCCUUCGGGAGACGCAGCCCGUAAAAAGCGUCCUAAGGGAGACGCAGGGUGCGCCAGGAAUUUCUUAAAAGAAGGUCUCCAUGCCUUCUGCGGGAAGUAUCCAGGUUCCUAUCCGUUUCCUAAGGGAGGCAGGAUAGACACGCAGUUGCCCAUAAGCAGCGUCCUAAGGGAGACGCAGGGCGACGACCAAAGCGUCCUUCGGGAGACGCAGCCCGUAAAAAGCGUCCUAAGGGAGACGCAGGGUGCGCCAGGAAUUUCUUAA
Molecule: messenger RNA, 2586 nt
Organism: Prunus armeniaca (apricot)
Lineage: Eukaryota; Viridiplantae; Streptophyta; Magnoliopsida; Rosales; Rosaceae
Source: the annotation of a GenBank genome assembly